UGUGGAAUAACAUUGAUUUGGCUGUAGAGAACGCUGGAUGGCUGAAAUUAUAAAUCUGUAAUAACUGCAAAUAGUAUAUAUUUAUAAAACUAUAAAAUUUAUAUAUUAUUUAGUUUGAUAAUAGUUUGUUUAUUUAGUGAGUUAUAUUGUAGAACCUCUGCUGAUAUCAGUAAUUUGCGGCUUCAUUGAGAGUCAUGUUACUGUCAAUUUAUUUCUUUAAACUUUCACAAUGACGUUUCUAAUUUUUGUGACUUUUAUAUUUACUGUAAAUGGUAAUUAAUAGAGCAUAUGGAUGUAGUAGUACUGUUCUCAUAAUUAGUUUUUGAGCAUUUUUUUAUAUUUCUGUUUUAACCAUAGAGUAGGUAGUGGUGUAUAGGUUUUGAGUAUUUUAUGUGAACAGCAGAUGUCAUACUUUAGAAUGUCUAUCUAGGUGCUUUAGCACAUCUGACUCUGCAUAAAAGUAAACUGGAAACCUCACACACAGUCAUGCUCCAGGCCUUGCUUCUUCUGGCAGCUCUUUUUGAGUGUCCAGCUUGUCAUGCCCACAAUAUGGACUCUGCUCACCUCACUAUUCAAUAUCAUGUCUGGGAAGAACAGCCCCCUGGGACAAGGGUGGGCCGCCUCCUGGAUGAUCUACGUGAGCGCGGGGAAACGGGGUCACUAGAAAACUUCCAGGUCGUCCAGCAUGGGCAUGCCCUUCCGGUGAUAGUUGCUUCAAGGGAUGGUACAGUGUCCACACUUGGUCGGCUGGACAGAGAAGAGCUAUGCUGGGGAACAGAACUUUGUGAACUGGCCUUCAAUGUUCUCUACAGAAAAGGUGGUGCAAUGCAUCUACUCUCAGUUCGUGUGGAGGUGAUGGACCUAAAUGACCACAGCCCAGUUUUCCCUAGUCUACUGCAGGAGGUGGAGAUCUCUGAGACCGCUUCAUUGAGAAUGCGAAUUCCUCUUGACCGCGCUGCAGAUCCAGAUGCAGGGCCGAAUGGCCUUCAGACCUACACCUUGUCUUCUAACCAGCACUUUGCUUUGGACGUCCGUUCUUUUGGAGGGGCUAAGCAGGCUGAAUUAGUUGUCACCAAAGAACUGGACAGGGAGUUGCAGUCCUCUUUAGAACUGGUGUUAACAGCCUGGGACAAAGGAAACCCACCAAAAUCAGGCAGCACAAAAAUUACUGUCACAAUUCUCGACUCCAAUGACAACAGCCCUAUAUUUGAGGAAGCCCCCUCAGUUAUUGAGCUAGCAGAGAACACAGUUCGUGGGACAAUUGUCAUAAAUCUUCGUGCUACGGACCCUGAUCAAGGUGCUAAUGGGGAAGUUGAGUACUCCCUUAGUAAGCACUCUCCACUGGAAGUACAAAGACUAUUCAGCAUCCAUCCCAAAACAGGUGCUUUGACUUUACAAGGCCCUUUAGAUUUUGAAGAGAAGAAUGUAUAUGAGGUAGACAUCCAAGCUCGAGAUCUGGGGCCCAAUGGUAUCCCAUCCCACCACAAGUUGCAAAUUAAAUUGCGAGAUGUAAAUGAUAAUGCUCCCCGGAUACACAUAACAUGGACUCCCCCAGACUCCCCUGUUGCGACAGUCACAGAGGGAGCACCAAAUGAAACUUUCCUUGCUCUUGUGAUGGUAUCUGAUGCAGAUUAUGGGGCAAAUGGGCAGGUACAAGUACACAUUUUGACUGGAUCUGGCCCUUUCAGACUCAAACAAAUCCAUGGAGACAAUUACAUGAUUGUAACCAAUGGCACUCUGGAUCGUGAGAAGCAAAUGGAAUAUAACCUUACUCUUCUCGCUCAAGACAGUGGUGAUCCAUCUCUGUCCUGCAUUAAGCACUUGACUGUCCAUGUUUUGGAUGAAAAUGAUAACCCACCAAUCUUUACCAAGAGCCACUACCGGAGUGUCCUGAAAGAGAAUAACACACCUGGCUUCCAUUUAUUGACUGUGGAGGCACAUGAUGUUGACCUGGAUCUCAGUGGACAGGUAUCCUUCUCCAUUAGAGAGUCAAAUGAACUGGGGACACCAACAGCUUUUUUCUCGGUUCACCCCAGCAGUGGGGAAGUGACUGUCCAGCAAUCAUUAGACUAUGAGGAAUCCCGCGUCUACUCAUUUAUUGUGGAGGCUGUGGAUCAAGGGUACCCACCAAUGACCAGCAGUGCAGCAGUGCUGGUUGAAAUACAGGAUGUUAAUGACAAUUACCCCAUAAUUUAUGAGCCUCUACCCAAGAAGGGGGUUGCAUUGCUAAAUGUCCCAGUGAAUGUGGACAAAGGGGAGAUUGUGACUGAACUUGGAGAUAAAGCUAUGGAGGAUAAUUUCCACAAACAUAGAAAUUACUCUUCCCUCAACAAACCUGAAGGAUUUCUGGCCACCACAGUUCGGGCCAGUGAUCCAGAUUCUGGUCUCAAUGGAAGACUCAAUUUUGGAAUAACAGACGGCAACCCUUCUAAUAUUUUUUUUCUGGACAAAACAUCUGGGGAGUUUUAUGUUAAUAUAACUAAUGCCACAGAACUUGUUGGGAGAACAUUUAAACUGGGAAUUGAAGUAUCUGAUAUGGGAACUCCUAUACUAAGCACAAGAACCACUUUGGAAGUGACUUUCAUUAAUUUUCGUGACCACCUGAAGAACUUGUCUCAUGAUAACCAGGCCCAGUACAGCUUUACAAUGCUUUUGGCCAUCUGCCUUGGAUCAACUUGUCUGGUAUUAUUUUUAACCAUCGCUUUAGCUAAGACAUUCUGUCACCCAGACAAACGGGACAACCGUGCUUACAACUGUAGGCAAGCUGAGUCCACGUACACCCGCCACCCACGACGGCCUCAGAAGCACAUUCGAAAGACUGACAUCCAGCUGGUACCAGUCCUUCGGGGUCGUAGAGAAACGUCUCAAGAAGAUGAAGCUGAGGCAUUAUCAUCUACAUCACCCUUAGUGGAAAAACCACAUUCACAUAGUCAGUUUACACUUACACCAACACUUGCUCGCAUGACUCAAAAUCAAGCUCAUAAAGAAAUGGAUGGGAACCUGCCACUCACUCAGAGCAAGAUACUCAAAAAGCCUGGGAGCAUAGAGUGGAAUGGAACACUUCCGUAUACCCCAGGAACCCCAUACCGGACCCUGCAAAAAAACAGAAAUUCUUCCUCAUCAUCAUUUGCAAACUCACAGGCUAGUACGCUCAGACGAAAUAAAAUUGAAGAAUCCAAGCCCACUAGCAUGGACACCUCACAAACUAUGACUUCAGUUUCAAGUAGUCAGGCAACAUUACGGAGACCAAAGACCACAGAAAAAAGAGAAAGGAUGGAAGAAUCAGACCAAAGGCAGAUCCUGAGGAACCUUGUUAGACUCUCUAUGGCAGCCUUUGCAGAAAACGGUUCUAUUGAACUAUCCUCAGCCUCACCUGAAGUGCAACAGGUGUCUCAGCUCCUGUCUCUGUUGCAUCAGGGGCAACUUCAGCCUCGACCAAAUUUUCGUGGCAACAAAUAUUCCCACAGAACUGGCAGGUCAGGGGCCCAGGAUGCUGAUUGGCUGAGCACUAAAGACAGUGGUCAUGGUGAGAGCGAAAUGGGCGAUAUGGACUGGGAAACAGGCAGAGACUCACCUGUGGACCACUUGUAUGAAGAAGGACUCAAUAAUCUACUGACUUCGGACGAUGUUUUCUCAGACGUUCCUGAUCCAGCAUGGAUGGCUCGUCUUUCUCUUCCUCUGUCAACCGACUACCAUGAAAACCUGUUCAUCCCAGACGGUCCACCGUCCCCUGAUGCCCUGUGUCCCAUGAGUAGUCCUGAUGAUUCCACCUCCUUCUCCACUUUCGGCAAAACCCUGGAGUCGCAGCCACUGAGAGGCAGAGCUCUGAUUUCAGAAGUGAGUUCUCUGUUUGAGAUGCUGUUAACACAGAAAGCUGACGCACAGUCAUGUCCACCAGCCGAUGUUCUCUACAGACUCUCAGCAGCUUACGGACGAUCACUCGGCUUAGAUGUACCUGCAAAUGGAGGCGCUGUUACCUCACGCCAACAAGGGCAGACUCCCAUAAUGCAGUAUGCCAACACUAUCCCAUAACGGGUUUCAUGCAAUCUUUGGGAGCACUAGAAUGACUCCAUGUCAGUGGCCAAAACAGCUUGUAAUAUACAAGCACUUUUUUAAAACCAGGUCUGUCUGGAACAGGCCGAACAAAACUUUUUUAUAUAAAACGAAACAACAGCAACAACAAAAAACAUUUGUAGUGCGUGAAAUAAGACUGAAAAGAACAUGUAUUUCUUGUCGUUCUUUUGCGACAAGUUUUGUUAAAUCACUUUUCAAUAUUUUACAUCCUAAUAAACUCACAACAAGUAUUUUGUUCUUCAUUUUGUGUUGAAAAGAAUCAAAAUACAUGAUCAGCAAAAUACUGUUAGCAAACAUCUUGACUCUGCUGAUAAUGGCGCUCAGAUGAAUAUGUGCUGAGUGUUUUACCCUUGAUAACUAUAAAUAUAAACAACAGAAUUAUGAUGGUGAAAAAACACUGUUAAGAAAGCAUCUGAUAUCAUGAUGUGGAUAAAACAGUAUCUGUUUUUACUCAUGUAUGUUUGGCUGCGAUGGACUGAACAAAAGAUAUCAUCUGUAAAGAUUUACAAAUUGAAAAGGACAAUGACAAAUUACACAGUGGGCACAGAUGUGCUGCAGAAGUGAAAAUAUUCCCUCAAAUUUCUCUUGGGUUAUAAUAGUUUCAAAUAAUAGUCUCUUGAAACAAUCUCAAAACAAACCUGAUAUUGUUUGGAAUUAAGUUGUCUUUUCAAAAAUCUUCACACAGUGAGCAUAACAGACUUCAACAUUAGAUAGUUGGGUAGGUGAUUCAACAUUAGGUAGUCAAACCAAUUAGAUCGAUUUUAUGUUGAACACUGGUUGAUUCUAUAAGGUUGUGUCAAGCGACUGAAAUCAAACAUUGAUUGAACAUUAAGUAGUCAAACCAGUUAGAUCGAUUUUAUGUUGAACACAGGUUAAUUUUAUAAGGUUGUUUCAAUCGACUGAAAAUCAACAUCGAUUCAAGUUUAAAACCAAUUAGAUCGAUUUUAUGUUGAACAUUUGUUUAUUCUACAUUGUUUCAAUUGACUGCAAAUCAAUAUCAAUUCAACAGUAGGUAGCAAAAUAAUUACAUCGAUUUUAUGUUGAACACAGGUUCAUUUUAUGAGGUUGUUCCAAUCGACUGCAAAUCAACAUUGAGUCAACAUUUGGUAGGCCAAACAAUUAAAUCGGUUUUAUGUUGAACACGGGUUGAUUCUAUAAGGUUGUUUCAAUCGACUGAAAAUCAACCUCGAUUCAAUGUAGAGUAGUCAAACCAAUUAGAUUGAUUUUAUGUUGAACGUGUUGAUUCUACAUCGUUUCGAUCGACUGCAAAUCAACAACGAUUCAACAUCAGGUAGGCAAAAUAAUUACAUCGAUUUUAUGUUGAACUUGUUGAUUCGAUAAGGUUGUUUCAAUCGACUGCAAAUCAACAUCGAUUCAAGGUUAGGUUGUCAAACCAAUUCGAUUGAUUUUACGUUGAACAUGGGUUGAUUCUAUAAGGUUGCUUCAAUCGACUGAAAAUCAACAUUGAUUCAACAUUAGGUAGGCAAAACAAUUAGAUCGAUUUUAUGUUAAACGUGGGUUGAUUCUAUAAGGUCGCUUCAAUCGACUGAAAAUCAACCGAUUCAACGUGAAGUAGUCAAACCAAUUAGAUCAAUUUUAUGUUGAACACUUGUUGAUUCUACAUCGUUCCAAUCAACUGCAAAUCAACAUCGAUUCAAGGUUAGGUAGGCAAAAUAAUUACAUUGAUUUUAUGUUGAACACGUUGAUUCUAUAAGGUCGUUUCAAUUGACUAAAAAUCAACAUUGAUUCAACUUUAGGUUGUGAAACCAAUUAAAUUGGUUUUAUGUUGAACACAUAUUGAUUCUGUCAUUCCAACCAACCACAAAUCAACAUCGUUUCAAUGUUAGGUAGUCAAACCAAUUAGGUUGAUUUGUACUGAAAAUGUUGAUUCUAUAACAUUAUUUCGAUUCAACAUUGUGUUAGUGAACCAAUUGCAUCGAUUUCACAUUAGAUUUGAAUGACGUCUACGUUGAUUCAACAUUACCCUCAUGAGAAAAACUUUGUCGAAUUGAUGUCAGAGUUUAACAUUGUUUUGAUGUUGUGAGACACAAAUGAUUUCAGGUUUAAAUUAUGUUAGUUUGCUAUCUCCGAUAUUACAAAACUAAGCCAUUUAUCACCUUUCUACAGUAAUACAAUAGUGAAAUAUGUUCUAGUUCAUAAACAUGCUAUCUAAAAACACCUAUAGGUGAACACCUAUUGUACACUAGCCUAUCAUUUUCAUUAGCAUAAAAACACAAAAGAUUAAUUGGGUAAUGUACUGUGAACAUAUACUCCAGUGAAUUCUAAAUACUAGAAGUGUCAUACUUGUUUUGUAAAAACAUUUCAUACAAGAAAACGUGUAAUAAUUCUGACUUUUGUUAGUAUUUUAGAGUAAUUGUUUUGUUUGUAAUUUGUUUGUUUGGUGUUAACCUUUGCUUAUACUCUGGAAAUAUGAGUAGAUUUGAGACGUAUAUGAAGCGAUUUGGUAGUUUUAGUGCAUUUUAAAUGUGAAAACUUACUGCUGUAAAAUGUACUUAUAGGAAUAGUUUACCCAAUUAUCCCUUUAAGAAAACUGUGGUAAACAUUUUGGGAAAGUAGUCAAUACUUGUAAUUAAUAAUUGUAAUGAAUUCACUUUGUUUAGAAACUCUUCAGAAAAUCUUUCUCUGAGAAGAAACGCAAGGCUCCACUGAUGGAGGUUAUUUUAGGUCUGAAGAGCGCCCACUGCUGGCCAUUUUUGGUUACUUUUUAUGUUAAUUCUCUAAUGUAAAUACUCUGUUCAUUUGUUAUAAGUGCAGUGCAUGCUGUAGUCAAAUAAUUAAAAAAAUAAGCCCAUAACUAUAUACAAGACUUGGUCACUGUUAGGGCUGAAAGAACAGACAACCAAAUUCAGUUAUGCUCUGAAAGUAAUUUGCUUUUGUUUUUUGCUUUUCUUUUUUGGGUAAUUUAUUGGUAUCAAAACUAAGAUGUAUAAUUCUGGCAACAUCAUUUUGUAUAUAAAUGUAAUACUCUCUUUUUAGUUCUAUAAUUCACAGCACUUUUGUAAACCCAUUUAAGCAGAAUAAAAUAUUUUAUAAA
Molecule: messenger RNA, 7129 nt
Organism: Danio aesculapii
Lineage: Eukaryota; Metazoa; Chordata; Actinopteri; Cypriniformes; Danionidae
Gene: pcdh12
Product: protocadherin 12
Exons: 4
Coding region: 487-4032 (1181 amino acids)
Biological process (GO): homophilic cell-cell adhesion
Cellular component (GO): plasma membrane
Molecular function (GO): calcium ion binding
Source: RefSeq, a predicted model, not a curated record